This is a messenger RNA of Acanthisitta chloris (rifleman), 633 nucleotides long. Its product is annotated as alkylglycerol monooxygenase-like. Gene Ontology annotation, molecular function: oxidoreductase activity; iron ion binding. The transcript has 7 exons. The record is from RefSeq and is a predicted model, not a curated record. Gene Ontology annotation, biological process: lipid biosynthetic process. NCBI's taxonomy places the organism in Eukaryota, Metazoa, Chordata, Aves, Passeriformes, Acanthisittidae. The annotation marks the transcript as partial. Gene Ontology annotation, cellular component: endoplasmic reticulum.
GUCAUCAACAAACUUGGGCCUCUGGAGUGGAUUCUCAAUACUCCCAGUCAUCACAGAGUUCAUCAUGGUAGAAAUCCUUAUUGUAUUGACAAAAAUUAUGGUGGCACACUCAUUAUCUGGGACAGGAUAUUUGGAACAUUUGAAGCUGAAGAUGCAAAAGUUGUGUAUGGCUUAACACAUCCAGUAAAUUCGUUUGAUCCCAUCAUGCUCCAGAUACGUCCCUUGGCUCAUAUUUGGAACACAUUUUGGGCCACACCUGGAUUCUGCAAUAAGCUUUCUGUCAUAUUCAAAGGGCCAGGCUGGGGACCAGGCAAACCUAGACUUGGCCUUCCUGAGGAAAUCCCAGUGAUCACUGGAAAAGAAGUUGUCUUCAAUCCAAGUGUACCAGCUUAUCUCAAUUGCUAUGCAGUUGUACAUUUUGCUGUAAUAAUGGAUUUGUACACUGAACUUCUUGCUACUGUCACUGCAUUAUCACAGGGAACAGUUCUCCUGAGAAUUGGUUUUAUCAUUCUGUCCCUGGCCUGUUUUGGACUACUUAUGGAGAACAAGAUUCCCUAUUCUAUUCUAUUCAUAGGGGUUUACAAACUUGGCUACUUUAGGAGUCAAAUUCCUUUCUUGGGCAAUGCAUAUGAG